AUGCGUUAGAAACUGGAGAACUAUGCGGGAUAUUUCUCAGUGACAGAACAGAAUUUUUGGUUUCACAGUGAUAAGAAGUUCGGCGCCUACACUCGCCCCUCUGACCGUGAGCGUAGCUAUAUUAUCCUCCACCUGAGUUUUGCACUUGGUACGUCUGUGCGCGCAUAACUUUUAAAAGAAGGCAAAGACUUCCAGAUUUUGGCACUUUGGCACAAGACGGGACCUCGAGUGCGUCAGGCUUCAUGCGCUGGAAGCAACAAGUGACUCCAGUUUACGGGUAAAGGAGAGAAAGAUUCAAACCUCAAAGUUAUUGGAAAUGUUAAUGGACAGCUUUAGACAACUUUAAAGUACAUCAUCUUUCCCUUGAGCCACAAGACGGUGAAGAGGACAUUUACAAAAUAUUACUGCUGUUCGUUUUAACGUAUCAUUUCUAGCACCAUGACAGGACCGGUGUUUUUCCACAUGUGGAUGGUUGUAAUUUUGGGAACUAUAACCGGAGUUGUGAGGGCUCAGGUCUCUACGGCCAGAGUGAUGAGGGGCAACAACAGAAGAGACGACAGCAAUCACCUCACCACAGACUUGUACCGCAAGGAGGAAAACAUCACGGUAACACCACAGGGUGGAGUCAUCCACAGCCCACGCUACCCCAACGCUUACCCUCGCAACCUGCUGUUGUCAUGGAAACUGCUGUCACCACCAGGGAGCCGCAUACACCUGGAGUUUGACGGACACUUUGGACUGGAGGAAGCUGAGAAUGGAGUGUGCAGGUAUGACUUUGUUGAAGUGGAGGACCAAUCGGAGACCAGCACUAUAAUUUGGGGUCGGUGGUGUGGUCAGAAGGCACCGCCUAGUCUAAACUCCAAAACCAACAAGCUCAGAGUCACCUUCAAGUCUGAUGAUUACUUUGUUGCAAAGCCAGGAUUCAAAGUCUAUUACUCACUGCUGUAUGAGUCUCCUUUGCCUGCAUCUAACACCAACUGGGAGGCUGUCACCAUACCCAUGUCGGACAGCGGUGGUGGGAAGGUGUCAGCGGCGGUCACAGAGCAGGUGCCUUUUUCACUAGAUGAUUUAGACAGAACCAUAGCUGCCUUUGACACUGUGGAGCAGCUUCUCAGAUCCCUCAACCCAAACACAUGGAGACAGGACCUGGACAACAUCUAUACUCAAACACAUAUAUAUUAUAGAUCCAGGGCCUAUCAUCUGGCAGGCAGGCAUAAUAAAGUUGAUCUGAACCGCCUCCACGACGAUGUCAAGCGGUACAGCUGUACUCCUCGCAACUACUCCGUGAACUUGCGAGAAGAGCUGAGGAUCACCAACGCCGUCUUUUUCCCUCGAUGUCUGUUGGUGAAACGCUGCGGGGGCAACUGUGGCUGUGGGACCGCUAACUGGAAUAAUGGUUGUACCUGUCAGGCCUCCAAAACAACGCUCAAACUGCAUGAGGUGCUGAAGUACGCUCCAGAGCCCAUUCGGUAUCAACGCCAACAGAGUUCAAAGGUCCGCUGGGUCAUUGAUGAAAUUUUCCUCUCACAUCAUGAACAGUGUGAGUGUGCGUGUCCUUCCCAGCCCCCACGCUGAGCUGCACACACUGGCAUGUACACCUGGAACUGUUAGAUGAGUUUUACUUUUUAUCUAUUUCGCAACGGACUUCAUUAUAGCAACAGUACUGCUGACAAACACGCAGCAAAGAAGAAGGUAACAACUGACUUGUAAACUGCAGCUUGCAUCUUGCACGAUGGCAUUUGUUUUUGCAAGUAACUUACCUUUCCUCUGUCUAUGGGCCAGACUUGUAAAUGCAACUCCCACCCUAAUGUUUGCAAUUUAACAUUCCUGCAACCUGGUAUUUAUGUCUUCACUAUUCAUGAUACAUUUAGACGUUACAUGUAUGAUGUAAGCGUCAACUACUCCAAAGAAAUUCCCAUUAAAGUGAUUCAAAUUUCUUUCCUCCAAAUGAUUAAAACCAACAAUUCUGCACACUUACAUUUACAUUUUGAUUAAAGGAUUUUAAGGGAUGCCAGCCUGAUUGAACUGAAGCUGAAUUUUUCCUCCAAGGCCUUAGAAACAGUCUUAUACUUCUAUUUCACAUGUAGUUGCAUUUUUUUGUGUGUUAAAAUAAGACUGUUUCUAGAAACUUCAGGCAACUCUUGUGCCAGGAGCAUGCUGAGAUGAGUGAGUGUGAAACAGAAGGACAGAGAAAGAGGGAGGGAGAUGGGUUGAAAGAAGUUUACACCAAAAUAACACUUUAUCUUGAUAUGAACUACAACCUCCAGGCUAACUACAAUGCUCCAGAACUCAUUUUCACAUUAACACACUCAUAUGCACACACAUCCACUCCAGGCUUCCUAAAGUCAAAGCCAAAAACUGUAGUUAUUUAUACAGAAUCCUAAGGGUUCUUUUGCUUUGUCUGGAUAUCACGCUAACUCUCGUUAUCUGUCCGUCCAUCUACACACCUCAUGCUUCUUUUCCUUUUCUUUCUCUCUCACUGCUUCUGCCUCCGACACAUCAAAGAAAAUGUCAGAUCCGGCCCCUGCACUGUGCCCAGUUUUCCAAGCAUUCCUGUCAUUCCAACUGCUAAGCAGAAUUCUGCUAACACAGAUAAAACCGCAACACUUAGAGCCUGAAUGCACAACAGAGGAACGAGAGAGGAAAACUCAGGAAGCGAGGCAAACAGGAAGUUUAUAGGAAAGGCGGCUGAUGGAAAAGGGGAAACCAAGCCUUCUAUUUGUAGAUUGCUAGCACUUCAGAAUGAGAGGAGAGAGACGCUUUCAAGAUAGAGCUCACAAGACAAAAUUAUUUCCUUAUGUAAAUGCUCACAAAUUGACCCACUGCUCCAUAAGUUUGCAGAGAUCUGUUGGAAUUACCAUGAGCAAUGUUCUUGAUCUCUGCUCAUAACACAAGCAGUACUUGAGUGUGUGUACUCAUGUCACUCUCCAUGUAACAGCUCAGGAAGAGGUCCUUUUGUUUAAAGGGUGGAGGGUUACCAACAGUCUGGAAGAGCUGGCAGCAGAUACAAGCAUGUGAAUGCUCACUAUGUGACUGUGUGUGUGCAUGCUGUGUGUAUGUGUGGUAGCUGUCAAAGUUUACUGGAGAAUGAAAGCAACAAAGCAAGAGAUCAAAUUAAAUACUUACCACUGUAUUAUUUUUUGUAGGUAUCACAACUUUCUGAGAUGCUCUGCUGGAAAGUGUACAGCUUUAUGAACAACUUUAAGUAUUACUGAAACAAAUACAUG
Messenger RNA from Archocentrus centrarchus (flier cichlid), 3227 nucleotides. It is a transcript of the gene pdgfd, whose product is annotated as platelet derived growth factor d. Gene Ontology annotation, biological process: positive regulation of phosphatidylinositol 3-kinase/protein kinase B signal transduction; positive regulation of cell population proliferation; positive regulation of cell migration. Gene Ontology annotation, cellular component: membrane. The transcript has 7 exons. Bases 439 to 1575 code for a protein of 378 amino acids. Gene Ontology annotation, molecular function: growth factor activity; platelet-derived growth factor receptor binding. Lineage: Eukaryota; Metazoa; Chordata; Actinopteri; Cichliformes; Cichlidae. The record is from RefSeq and is a predicted model, not a curated record.